Mesorhabditis belari is the source of this 654-nucleotide messenger RNA. Lineage: Eukaryota; Metazoa; Nematoda; Chromadorea; Rhabditida; Rhabditidae. The record is from the annotation of a GenBank genome assembly.
AUGUUGAGACUCGCGAUCAUCGCGGCGGUGCUCGCUCUGACCCAGGCUCAAUGGAAACCGGCUUAUAUGAAUUGUACGAUGGUACAACAAAAGCAAAACUGUCUCGAUUUCUCGAUGGACAUUCGCAAUGAUCCCGCCAUUUUCUAUAAAGGUUCAACAAAGGUCGAAACUGAGAUCUCUUUCUUUAUGAAUAUUAACGGGGAAUCGUGGCUGAAAGACAGCAUUAAAGUGCCACCAUGUGAGACCGGUGAGACGAAUUGUGUGAAAUUCUUUAUGCUUUCUCUCAAAAAGGACAUCAAAGAGCAAAUGCUAAAAGCGGAGACGAAAAAACUUCGAUUGAGCAUUAAUUUCAAGGACACUACAGCCAAUGUCCUCUAUGUGAGAACAAGACUUUGUGGGGAAUUUAUCUGGGGAGCUUCUCUCGGCUUGUGGGAGGCACUUGAUCGAGCCUAUAUCAAUUCAUCGGUCAAAAUGUGGAAUGGAGACGCCGAAGAUGAAGUGAAAAAGCUCUCCGAUGAACUGAAGAGAAAGUAUUUCCAUUCACUAGCUCAUCUCGAGAAUUCAACAUCAACUGUUACCAGUUCGAAGAGUCGUUCUCGUCGUUCACACCAUCCGCGUCGUCUCUUCGACUCUAAUGAACUGGAGAGCGGUUAU